CGUCUUGCCAGUUGCCCGGUCCCCUGAUAUUGAUAUUUUUAAAUGUUCAAAUCUAUUUAAAUAGUUUUAAUACAACUUUAAUAUAUUUAUACAGAUACAUAUGACAAAUAUCAUAUGAUAACAUUCAUGGUAUGAAAAAUAGGUCAAAUAAAAUAAAGGAAUAUACAAGUUAGGUUAGCCGUAAGUCCACUGUUUGGUACUUGUGUUUUGAUAAACGGAAAGUGUUAUAUUAUGCGCGGUAAAGCAAGAGGAGGCCGUGGCCGUGGCCGUGGGAUCCGCGGUGGGGGCUUCUGGCGAUCCGGAGGCAACUCACGUGGCUACAUGGACCCCCAGCACAGAAUGAACUUCGGUAAUCGGGGACACAGCCAGAAUUGGGGCCAGCCAAAGCGUAGUGCUCCUAGUAAGAGGCUCUCUGAGCAAGCCAUUGGAGUCACCAAGUAUAUUAACGAGCAUGAAGGUUUUAAUGGAAUUAUUAAAGCUAGAUUUUCAGAUUUCCAAGUAUCAGAAAUAAAUGAACAGGGCAAGGUGGCAAAAUUAACUGAUCUCUCAAUACCAGAAAUUCCUAAUGUAGCUGAUGCAGUUGAUGAUGAGGACCUACUUCUCAACAAAUAUAACCCUGAGAUCUUACCAAUGGAGACUUGGGACAAGAUUAACAAAGUAGCUACAUCUACUGAAGCUGAUGUAGAGAAAGUUCAAGUGGAUGUAACAGGCAUGUCAAAAGAAGAGAGAACCCAAAUACAUGAUGCAGUUAAGAAGGCUUUUGGGGGAAGCAUAGUGGGAAGCACUGUGGCAGUAAAUGACAAGAAAUUUGUUACUUUUGACAAGUAUAGGAAAGGAGUUCGCAUAGACAACAGAGUGAAGUGGGUGUGGCCAGGAGAGUAUGUCUACUUUAUAGUCUACAAAGAGAACUGCGACACUAUGGAAGCUGCUUCGCGUAUCGCCGAACGUUUGAGAAUGCAUGUCAGACCUUCAAUACUUGGCUACGCCGGCACAAAGGACCGCCGUGCCAAAACCUCGCAAUGGUUCAGUUUGCGUAAGUUCGACCCAAGGAAGAUAGCCGCAGCCUGCAAGGACCUCAGAGACAUCCAGGUUGGCAACUACAGCUUCAGCGACACGCAUAUCGCGCUGGGGAUGCUGAAGGGCAAUCAGUUCCGCAUCUGUUUGCGCAACGUGACGGCGUCUGACGAGUGCGUGACGGCGGCGUGCGCGCUGCUCCAGGAGAAGGGCUACAUCAACUACUACGGGCAGCAGCGCUUCGGCACCAGGCUCGACCUGCCCACCUUCCUCAUAGGCCGGACACUGCUGCAAGGGAAUUUUAGGGAGGCAAUAAGGUACAUACUGAGCCCGCGGCCCGGCAGGAUAUCCCACGCGCUGCACCUGUACCACACGGUCAGCGCGCACGCGGCGGCGCAGGUGUUGCCGCGGGACGCGCCGCCCACCGAGGCGCGGCUGCUGCGGGCGCUGGCGCACAACGAGAACGACCUCGUCGGCGCCAUGGACCAGAUAGCGCGUAACGCUCGCUUGCUGUACAUCCACUCGUAUCAGUCGUGGGUGUGGAACCACGUGGCCUCCCAGCGCCUCAACAAGUUCGGCAAGGAGCCGGUGCCCGGAGACCUCGUCCCACUCGGCGAGGUGAGAGAUGAUGUUACAGAAGACGAUAAUAUAGAUGACGAAGAAAAUCUGAACGACGACGCAGAGCCAAGCGGCGCCGGAAAGAAUAACACAGACAAGAAACCAGACACAGACAAAAAAGACAAAACCACAAAUAAUAAAGCGAGUGUAUCCAAAACUAUGAUUCCUGUUAAGGUUCUGACCCAGGAGGAUUGCGAUAGUGGCAACUAUAGUAUAUUCGACGUGGUGCUGCCCUUGCCAGGGUACAGCGUCGUCUACCCGCCUAAUAUGAUAAACUUUUAUAGACACCUAUUGUCGAAAGAUGAGUUGAAAUUGGACAUGAAACAUAGAAUCAAGAGUUACAGUAUGAGUGGUGGGUACAGGCACAUAGUAGCCCGCCCCGCCGACGUGCAGUGGCGUUGCGUGCGCUAUUCCGAUCCCCACGCAGACCUCAUCCUAUCCGACCUGGACGAGAUUGAGGGCAUAACCAACACUGGGAUCAAUGAAGAUGGCGAAUAUAAAGCGCUUCUUCUGACCAUGUCGCUUCCCCCAAGUUCUUACGCUACCAUGGCUUUGAGAGAACUACUGAAGGUCGACACUUCAGGUGACAACCAAGCCUUACAAAACAACUAUCAUAAGAAACCCGAAACUGACAUAACUAAUCAACCCGUCAAAAAAGAAGAAAAAUCUGAAGAGUCGAGUGAAGAAUCUAAAGAAACCGGAGCGGAGAAAAGGAAGUUAGAUGACGAUGUACAGGAGGUAGAGGUCAAGAAAACCAAACCAUACGAUGAGUUAGAAUAAAACUAAUUUUAUUGUUAAA
Messenger RNA from Pararge aegeria (speckled wood butterfly), 2431 nucleotides. It is a transcript of the gene Pus7, whose product is annotated as pseudouridylate synthase 7 homolog. Lineage: Eukaryota; Metazoa; Arthropoda; Insecta; Lepidoptera; Nymphalidae. The record is from RefSeq and is a predicted model, not a curated record. Gene Ontology annotation, biological process: pseudouridine synthesis. The coding region runs from base 232 to 2412 and encodes 726 amino acids. The transcript has 11 exons. Gene Ontology annotation, cellular component: nucleus. Gene Ontology annotation, molecular function: RNA binding; pseudouridine synthase activity.